CCAAGCAAGCAGAAGACACAAAAAUACCGAAUCUUCCCCUCCGUCAUCUCCCUCUUUCCCUUAUCUGCCUGCGGGAGAUUUCUAUCACUGAGAAACAAGUGAAAGCGAGAGAGAGAAGGGAUUACAGGAGCGAGAGUCGAAGAUGGGGAUACUGGAGGAAGCUCACAAUGUGCGGGUGGUGGGGAACGGCGAGAAGGUUGUCGUCUUGGCCCAUGGGUUCGGAACUGAUCAGUCUGUGUGGAAGCACCUGUUGCCUCACCUUAUCGAGGGCUAUCGCGUGGUGCUCUUCGACAACAUGGGCGCUGGGCCGACCAACCCCGACUACUUCGACUUCGAGCGCUACUCUACAAUUGAAGGCUACGUGUUGGACCUCCUCGCUAUCAUGGAGGAGCUCCGAAUCAAAUCCUGUGUCUUCGUCGGACACUCCGUCUCCUCCAUGAUCGGAGCCAUCGCCUCCAUCUCCCGACCUGACCUCUUUGAGAAGAUCGUCAUGUUGGGCGCUUCACCCAGGUAAGGCGACUUUAACCUGCUCGAUGUUUUGACCCUGAUAGAUUUUUGCUUCUGUUGAUCGAUAAAAUAGCAGUAGAUUUCAUCCAUUGGUGCGUGUCGAAUUGAUUGCUUGCAGUACUUGGACCAAAAAGUGGGUAAGAAUUCGACUGUUGGUUAAAGCGAUUGAGAAACUAAUCAUUUUUA
Molecule: messenger RNA, 693 nt
Organism: Dendrobium catenatum
Lineage: Eukaryota; Viridiplantae; Streptophyta; Magnoliopsida; Asparagales; Orchidaceae
Product: probable esterase D14L
Exons: 1
Coding region: 143-514 (123 amino acids)
Biological process (GO): response to karrikin
Source: RefSeq, a predicted model, not a curated record